Molecule: messenger RNA, 1236 nt
Organism: Orycteropus afer afer
Lineage: Eukaryota; Metazoa; Chordata; Mammalia; Tubulidentata; Orycteropodidae
Gene: IFT52
Product: intraflagellar transport 52
Biological process (GO): intraciliary transport; cilium assembly
Cellular component (GO): intraciliary transport particle B; cilium; centriole
Source: RefSeq, a predicted model, not a curated record
AUGGAGAAAGACCUUCGGAACACCAUUCUUUUCAAUGCAUCCAAAAAGGAGAUAUUUACCACCAACAAUGGUUAUAAAUCCAUGCAGAAAAGACUUCGGAGUAAUUGGAAGAUUCAGAGCUUAAAAGAGGAAAUCACAUCUGAGAAGCUAAUUGGGGUGAAACUGUGGAUUACAGCUGGGCCAAGGGAAAAGUUUACUGCAGCUGAGUUUGAAGUCUUGAAGAAGUAUCUUGAUGGUGGUGGAGAUAUCCUUGUAAUGCUUGGAGAAGGUGGAGAAUCCAGAUUUGACACCAAUAUUAACUUUCUACUAGAAGAAUAUGGAAUCAUGGUUAAUAAUGAUGCUGUGGUCAGAAAUGUAUAUUACAAGUACUUUCAUCCUAAAGAAGCCCUAGUUUCCAAUGGAGUCUUGAACAGGGAAAUUAGCCGAGCUGCAGGAAAGGCUGUGCCUGGAAUCACUGAUGAGGAAAGUAGUGGAAAUAAUGCCCAGGACCUAGAUAUCCCUAAUUCCUUACAGUACUAUUUCUCUUCGUGGGAUAACCAAGGCGGGAAGCUGGCAGUGCUUGGGUCAUGUCACAUGUUCAGUGACCAGUAUUUCGAUAAAGAGGAAAACAGCAAAAUCAUGGAUGUUGUUUUCCAGUGGCUCACAACAGCAGACAUCCACCUGAACCAGAUUGAUGCUGAGGACCCCGAGAUCUCUGACUACAUGAUGCUGCCUGACACAGCCACCCUGUCAGAACGGCUUCGAGUAUGUCUGCAGGAAGGCGAUGAGAACCCACGGGACUUUACCACCCUCUUCGACCUGUCCAUUUAUGAGCUGGAUACCACCUCCCUCCCCAAGGUCAUCAAGGCUCAUGAACAGCUAAAUGUGAAACAUGAACCUCUGCAGCUUAUCCAACCUCAGUUUGAGACACCGCUGCCAGCCCUGCAGCCAGCUGUUUUCCCUCCUAGUUUUAGGGAAUUACCACCUCCUCCUCUGGAGCUGUUUGACUUAGAUGAGACGUUCUCCUCUGAGAAGGCACGGCUUGCUCAAAUUACUAAUAAGUGUACUGAAGAAGACCUGGAAUUCUAUGUCAGGAAGUGUGGUGACAUUCUUGGAGUGACCAGUAAAUUACCAAAGGACCAACAAGAUGCCAAACACAUCCUGGAGCACAUCUUCUUCCAAGUGGUGGAGUUCAAGAAAUUGAACCAGGAACAUGACAUUGACACAAGUGAAACAGCAUUCCAAAGCAGUUUCUGA